Messenger RNA from Oncorhynchus nerka (sockeye salmon), 2679 nucleotides. RefSeq names its product Y+L amino acid transporter 2-like. Gene Ontology annotation, biological process: amino acid transmembrane transport. Bases 293 to 1891 code for a protein of 532 amino acids. The record is from RefSeq and is a predicted model, not a curated record. NCBI's taxonomy places the organism in Eukaryota, Metazoa, Chordata, Actinopteri, Salmoniformes, Salmonidae. Gene Ontology annotation, molecular function: L-amino acid transmembrane transporter activity. Gene Ontology annotation, cellular component: membrane. The transcript is spliced from 10 exons.
CAAGAAGAGUGGGGGUGGGCUCUCUUUCGGAGUACCGACAUUCUCCCGAAAUAGCAGGAGAGAGGGCUGGGAAAACAGCCGUUGCACUGGGAUUGCAACACUGACUGUCCUGUUGCUACCUCUCAACUGCGUGAGCUCCUCCAGUUAUAUUUGAGUCGGGAAACUCAUCGUGGGGACAUGACUGGUCGACGUUUGAGCAUUCAGCCUUAGAAGAGGAAAAUCCCUGAUUCUCUUUUGUGACCCUUGUUCUCUUGAAGACAACAGGUGCAGUAAAUCUCCACAUUAAGGCAGAAUGAGAGAGAAGCUGGCUGCCAUGUCACGAUCGCUGUGCCCCGGCUCGCAGGCCGAGGCCAGCGACGACCUAAAGACACCGAACGGCGGCGAAGAAAAGAUGCAAAUGAAGCGCGAGAUUUCCCUCCCCAAUGGCAUCUGCCUCAUCGUGGGCAACAUGAUUGGCUCUGGAAUCUUUGUCUCGCCUAAAGGCGUCCUCAUGCACAGCGGCUCUUACGGGCUAUCGCUAGUCAUCUGGGCUCUCGGCGGCAUCUUUUCCGUUUUCGGAGCACUGUGCUAUGCAGAGCUUGGAACCACGAUCACCAAAUCGGGCGCUAGUUACGCCUACAUCCUGGAGUCGUUUGGCGGUUUCCUAGCUUUUAUCAGGCUGUGGACGUCCAUCCUGCUCAUUGAGCCGGCCAGCCAGGCGGUCAUCUCGCUGACCUUCGCCAACUAUCUAGUGGAGGCGUGGUACCCCACCUGCCAGCCACCCUACGACGCCAUCCGCCUCAUUGCUGCCGCCUGCAUCUGCAUGCUUAUCUUUGUAAACUGUGCCUAUGUUAAGUGGGGAACCAUGGUCCAGGAUCUGUUCACCUACGCCAAGCUCAUGUCACUCAUCCUCAUCAUCAUUAUAGGUAUCAUGAAGAUAGCCAAAGGAGAAACUCAGAACUUUCAGAAUCCGUUUGAGGGUUCCUCCACGGAGCCUGGGUCUAUAGCUCUGGCCCUCUACUCUGCUUUGUUCUCCUACUCUGGCUGGGACACACUCAACUUUGUCACAGAGGAGAUCCAGAACCCAGAGAGGAACCUGCCUCUGGCCAUUGCCAUCUCCAUGCCCAUUGUGACCAUCAUCUACCUGCUGACCAAUGUGGCCUAUUACGUGGCUCUGGACAUGUCCUCUCUACUAGCCAGUGACGCUGUCGCCGUGACUUUUGGAAAUGCGGUCCUGGGACCGUUCAAAUGGAUCAUUCCCAUUUCCGUGGCCAUGUCCUGCUAUGGAGGACUCAACGCCUCCAUCAUCGCUGCCUCCAGGUUGUUUUUCGUGGGGGCGAGAGAGGGACACCUUCCAAACAGUCUGGGUAUGAUUCAGGCGGAGCGCUACACACCUGUCCCCGCCCUCAUAUUCAACGGGUUGAUGGGCUUGAUCUUUCUGUGCGUGGAGGACGUGUUCCAGCUCAUCAACUACUUCAGCUUCAGCUACUGGCUCUAUGUGGGCCUGUCUGUGGCCGGCCUCAUCUACCUGCGCUUCACUCAGCCAGACAGACACAGACCUGUUAAGCUCUCCCUGUUCUUUCCCUUCGUUUACUGCCUGUGCAGUCUGUUCCUGGUCAUCGUCCCUCUGUACAGCGAUACCAUUAACUCCCUCAUAGGGAUCGGCAUCGCCCUGUCUGGAGUGCCUGUUUACUACGUGGCCAUAUACCUGCCUGAGGACAGGAGGCCCAAGUUUAUAUGCAGAGUAAAUGAACAGCCUCAAUACCCCGGGACAUGGGACUCUACAAGGUGUCGGAAGCGUUCCACAGGGAUGCUGGCCAAUGUUGACUCCAAUGCUUCCAACAGUUGUGUCAAGUUGGCUGGAUGUCUUUUGGGUGGUGGACCAUUCUUGAUACACACGGGAAACUGUUGAGCGUGAAAAACUCUGCAGCAUCUGGCACCUACUACCGUACCCCGUUCAAAGGCACUAUAUUUUGUCUUGCCUAUUCACCCUCUCUGAAUGGCACACAUACACAGUCCAUGUCUCAAUUGUCUCAAGCUUAGAAAUCCUUCUUUAACCUGCUUCCUCCCCUUCAUCUACACGGAUUCAAGUGGAUUUAACAGGUGACAUCAAGUGAUCAUCAUGGAUUCACCUGAUCAGUCUAUGUCAUGGAAAGAGUAGGUGUCCUUAAUGUUUUGUACACUCAGUGUAUUUACUAUUGAUGGUGAAGGGAAGGAUAAAUAACUCCCUUUGGUGUUUUCAGAAGGUUAUCAUCACUGUAGCAACCACAGCUCUGUCUGUUACAAAUUGUUUGUUGUGCAUCCUAUCCAUGUUGACCAGUGAACAACAAGUCCUCUGAGUGUAAUUUGAUUAGACUGUUUUUAGACUCAGUGGUUUGAUUUUGGCUGUGGAUCUGGGGACUAGGAGUAUAUCAUUAAAUGUGGUUCAGGGAAAUGUUUAGUCAGUCCACAAUAUCACACUUUGUCCCUGAGCUUAUCAAGCCCCGAUGUGACUUAUAGUAGUCUGGUGUAUCACAUGAAAGAAACCACACAUCAAAAUGUAUUUAGGCUUUUCCAACAUAAACUCUGCCUGACUACUUGUUUACAUCUCUCUCCCCUCUCCUUGCCAGCCUGGGUCACCAAAUACACCCAGAUCGUGUUGUACUGCUGUCUGACUGAACUUGAUGUGGAACCAGAGAAGCGAGAAGACAGCAAAGCUCA